This is a messenger RNA of Symphalangus syndactylus (siamang), 4096 nucleotides long. RefSeq names its product activating transcription factor 7 interacting protein 2 (gene ATF7IP2). Gene Ontology annotation, cellular component: transcription regulator complex; nucleus. Lineage: Eukaryota; Metazoa; Chordata; Mammalia; Primates; Hylobatidae. Gene Ontology annotation, molecular function: protein binding; transcription coregulator activity. The record is from RefSeq and is a predicted model, not a curated record. Gene Ontology annotation, biological process: regulation of DNA-templated transcription.
AGUUCUGCCUGUGCUUUGAAAAUCUAUGAAUUUCCUUUCUGCUGCAUCUGUGUGACUUGUCUUUUGCCUUUCGGGAUUCACGUGAUUACACUGUACUCACCAGGAAAAUCCAGGUUAAGUCCUCCAUCUUAAGUGGGCAUUCAGUGACCACCUGUUGAAUGAGUUCAUGGCAUCCAAGUGCACAGCCACCUAAGGCAUCGGGCCUCCUGAAAUCACAAGCAGCCAAGGCUGGCAGCCAGUAAAUGACCUGCGACAUAACUAUUUGCAAAACAAAUGGGGAAGACCAAGAUAAAGAUAAGUUAUAUCACAGGAAAGCAAUUGAAAAUGCAAAAAUGAAGCAUCUGAAUGAAGGACUAAUAACACUGAAUUCAGCUUUUGUGAAUCUUAUCUGCAGAUAUGUACAGACCACAUCCUAAGAUUGACUUCUGCCUCAACAGAAAUACAUGAGCCAGUGCAUUAUUGGAAAUGAUUUGCGUGUUUUAAGAACUGGUGUAUAUAGGAAUCCUGCUUUUUUUUUUUUUCUUUGAGACAGGGUCUCGCUCUGUCACCCAUGCUGGAGUGCAGUGGUGCAAUCACAGAUCACGGCAGUGUCUAAAUCCUGGGCUCAAGUGAACCUCCUGCAUCAGCCUCCUGAGUAGCUGAGACCACAGGAUAUGAAAGAUGGCAAGUCCAGAUAGAAGUAAACGGAAGAUAUUAAAAGCCAAAAAAACAAUGCCCCAAAGUUGCCGGAAGCAAGUAGAGAUGCUGAAUAAGUCAAGGAAUGUUGAAACGCUGAAAAUAGCCGCAGUUGGGAAUAAUGUUCCAAGUGGUAAUCAGAGUUUCAGUCCUAGUGUCAUAACUACCAAAUGUAGCCCUUCUGAAAAUGAUGCAUCCUCAUUGGACUCUAAUAAAAAUUCAAUAUCAGAGAAAAGUAAAGUAUUCUCUCAGAAUUGCAUAAAACCAGUAGAAGAAAUUGUUCAUUCAGAAACAAAAUUGGAACAAGUUGUUUGUUCGUACCAAAAGCCAAGUAAAACAACAGAAUCCCCCAGCAGAGUCUUCACAGAAGAGGCAAAAGAUUCACUGAACACUUCUGAAAACGAUUCUGAGUAUCAGAGAAAUGUAACAAGAUCCCUUUUUGAGCAUGAAGGGGCUUGUAGUCUGAAGUCCAGUUGCUGUCCACCCAGUGUAUUGAGUGAUGUUGUUCAGAUGCCAGAGUCUACAGUAACCAGUACCAUGGGUGAUAAGAAAACUGACCAGAUGGCUUUCCAUUUAGAAACAAACUCCAAUUCAGAAUCACAUGAUAAAGGGCAAACUGACAACAUUUUAUGUUCAGAAGACUCAGGUUUUGUGCCUGUUGAGAAAACACCUAAUUUGGUGAAUUCAGUCACUUCUAACAAUUGUGCUGAUGACAUUUUGAAAACCGAUGAGUGUAGUAGAACCAGUAUUUCAAAUUGUGAAAGUGCAGACUCAACAUGGCAGUCAUCACUUGACACUAAUAACAACAGCCAUUAUCAAAAGAAGAGAAUGUUUUCAGAAAACGAAGAAAAUGUUAAACGCAUGAAAACAUCAGAGCAAAUUAAUGAAAAUAUUUGUGUAAGUUUGGAAACGCAGACAGCAUUCCUGGAACAGGUCAGACAUUUGAUUCAACAGGAGAUCCAUAGCCUAAGUUAUGAACUAUUUGAUAAGAAACUGAAAGAAUUGAACCAACGCAUUGGGAAGACAGAGUGCAGAAAUAAACAUGAAGGAAUAGCUGAUAAACUCUUGGCAAAAAUAGCAAAACUUCAAAGACGUAUUAAAACAGUAUUAUUAUUUCAAAGGAAUUGUUUGAAACCAAACAUGUUAUCCAGUAAUGGAGCCUGUAAGGUUGCAAAUUCAGAGGCUAUAAUUUUGGAUAAGAAUUUGGAGUCAGUUAAUAGUCCAAUUGAAAAGUCUUCUGUGAAUUAUGAGCCUUCUAACCCUUCAGAAAAAGGAAGUAAAAAAAUUAAUUUGUCACCAGAUCAAAAUAAGUCUGUUUCUGAAAGUAACAAUGAUGAUGUUAUGUUGAUUUCUGUGGAAAGUCCUAAUUUGACAACUCCAAUUACAUCAAAUCCAACAGAUACCAGAAAAAUUACAUCAGGAAAUUCUAGCAAUUCUCCCAAUGCAGAAGUUAUGGCUGUACAGAAGAAACCUGAUUCUAUAAUUGAUUUGACAAAAGAAGGCCUAUCCAACUGCAAUACAGAAAGUCCAGUAUCCCACCUGGAGUCACAUUCGAAAGCUGUUUCAAACUCAAAAGAAACAACCCCAUUGGCACAAAAUGCAGCCCAGGUUCCUGAGUCCUUUGAGCACCUGCCACCUCUCCCAGAACCACCAGGACCACUACCUGAAUUAGUAGACAAAACCCGAGACACACUUCCUCCCCAGAAGCCUGAGCUCAAAGUGAAACGGGUUUUCAGACCGAAUGGCAUUGCCCUGACUUGGAAUAUAACCAAAAUCAAUCCCAAGUGCGCUCCUGUAGAAAGCUACCACCUCUUCCUGUGUCAUGAGAACUCUAAUAAUAAAUUGAUUUGGAAGAAGAUUGGAGAAAUUAAAGCUUUACCACUCCCCAUGGCCUGUACUUUAUCCCAGUUUUUAGCUUCCAACAGAUACUAUUUUACUGUCCAAUCAAAAGAUAUUUUUGGACGAUAUGGACCAUUCUGUGAUAUAAAAUCUAUCCCUGGGUUUUCUGAAAAUCUUACCUAAAAGAGAGGUCUUUAAUAAUGAUAUACUACUUUUUUUUUCCAUAUUUGUUUGUUUACAAUGUUACUGUAAUACUAUUUGCCGUUGUAAAAGGCCAGCUCAGAUUGUGAGCCCUUUCCAUUGGGACAGUCCUCUUCUGUAUGUUGUAAGUGGCCAGUCAUUUGAUGAAUUUCUGGUUUGUAUUAAAUACGUCCUUCCGAUGGAUAAGUUCUAAAACACGCUAUCAUGGGCCUAUGUUGCUGAGGUGCGUUGUGAACAAUAACCUUUGGUGACUGUGGAACUGCUGCUUCUAUCAGAAGAGCUAGGAUACAAGCAGCCACUGUUUCCUCCAUUAACAAUCAGCUUUUAGUGACCUGCUGUGGUCAGCAUAACUACAGGAAAAGUCAGCCCUUGACUGAGAGCCAGAUCAUCCCUGGAGUGCACCCCUACCAAGAUUUUAUGAAAAGAUGACAUGUUGGGCUGCAUGAUAAAAGUUAAUUAUAAAAAUUAAAAAAAAUUUUUUUUUGAGAUGGAAUAUUGCUCUGUUGCCCAGGCUGGAGUACAGUGGCACAAUGUCACCUCACUGCAACCUCCAUCUCCCGGGUUCAAGCAAUUCUGUGUCAGCCUCCCAAGUAGCUGGGACUAUAGUCGCUUGCUACCACGCCCGGCUAAUUUAUUUUUAGUAGAGAUGAGGUUUCACCUUGUUGGUCAGGCUGGUCUCUUAACUCCUGACCUCAAGGGAUCCACCUGCCUCGGCCUCCCAAAGUGCUGGGAUUAUAGGCGUAAGCCACCAUGCCUGGCCAAAAAUUAAAAGAUUUUAUGAAAAGAAACGGCUUCCCAUUCUAUUCAGCUUCUAAGUGGGCUAUUCAUUUGUGCCCCUCCUCUUUUUUGUUUUGUUUUGCACUUUGUCAAUCAUUUGGGGAAACAGCCGAGAGGUCUUUCCUGAAUCUGUUUCUAGACAUAAUAAAAUUUGUGUGCCGUGUACACAAAAACAUAAUAGUAUCUUAUGAAAGCAUUACCCAACCUGUUUGAGUUGAGAAUGGAUUUGUCCACCUUAGAUUUGAGGCUUUAGUUUGCUGAUUUCCUAAAUGCUACCCUUUGAUCAUUUCCUGGCUGCCAUCACAAUACUAAGGGGCUCAGGUGUGUCUUGUGCCCACCUCUUCCUGAGAAGAGAUGGAAGUGGAGCUGUGACUAGUACAAGCAGCCCAAGAAACUGAACAGGGCCCAAUGGAGGCAAACUUGAGAAAAUAACUAGGAUGAUAAGAAACAAAAAUAAUCCCAACUGUUUGAAAGUUCGAAAGAGGGGCAUUCUUUCCUGGUACAUGGUGAGAGUUCAGGCUCCAGAGGCUCAAAACGGAAUGGUUUUCCUUGGCAUUUUGUAAAUGCUCUCACAUCUGCAGUAAUAAAGCUGUUAUUUUCUGCA